Molecule: messenger RNA, 651 nt
Organism: Homarus americanus (American lobster)
Lineage: Eukaryota; Metazoa; Arthropoda; Malacostraca; Decapoda; Nephropidae
Exons: 4
Coding region: 1-651 (216 amino acids)
Source: RefSeq, a predicted model, not a curated record
AUGACGUCUACAAACAACAACAAUGACGUCUACAACAACAAUGACGUCUACAACAACAAUGACGUCUACAACAACAAUGACGUCUACAACAACAUCAGAAAUAACGUCUACAACAACAUCAAGAACAAAAGCAAUAACGUCUACAACAUCAACCAUGACGUCUACAACAGCAUCAACAAUGACGUCUGCAACAACAUCAACCAUGACGUCUACAACAACAUCAAGAACAACAGCAAUAACGUUUACAACAUCAACCAUGACGUCUACAACAACAUCAACAAUGACGUCUGCAAAAACAUCAACCAUGACGUCUACAACAACAUCAACAAUGACGUCUACAACAACAUCAACAAUGACGUCUACAACAACAUCAACAAUGACGUCUACAACAUCAACAACAAUGACGUCUACAACAACAUCAACCAUGACGUCUACAGCAACAUCAACAAUGACGUCUGCAAAAACAUCAACAAUGACGUCUACAACAACAUCAACAAUGACGUCUACAACUACAUCAAUAACAACAGCAAUAACAUCUACAACAACAAUAACAACAUGACGUCUAUUAAAAAGCCCAUCAAACAUGAAACAAGAAGGAUGAAGUCAUCUUACCACAAUACACGAUGUAACCCUAACAGAAAGGUGAUUUAG